AUGGAGAAUAAUGCUGAACUCCGUCUUUAUACGAAGAAUUUUCGGGAGAAUAUAAUUGAAGAGCCUGAAGUUUUUUUGGUUCAUAAAAUUGUAGAACUGGUUUAUCAAUCCACGAAAGAAAGAGAGAUGGCUAUUCCACCUUUGUUCAAGUGUCCUAUCAGUCUUGAUUUGUUCACAGAUCCAGUAACUCUUUGCACAGGACAAACUUAUGAUCGAUCCAGCAUAGAAAAAUGGCUUGCUGCUGGAAAUCUAACGUGUCCUGUCACAAUGCAGAAGCUUGAUGAUCUUUCCAUGGUUCCCAACCACACCCUUCGCCAUCUGAUCGACCAAUGGCUUCAAGAGGAUAGCCAAUUUUGUCUUGAUUACUGCGAAAUGAUCAAUCACGUCGAUUGCAUUUCUGUACUCAAGCACAGACUUGAUUCAGAGGAUUCCACAUUGGAAGAAAAGCUUGAAAUAGUUGAAAAAGUUUACAUAUUAUCUGAGGAGCUUCCUUUGCAGAAUUCUUGCUUGAUCCAACUAGACUUCUUUCCCUUACUGCUAGAAAAAAUUUUCAGAAAGGUCAAUGGUUCUUGUUCUGAAGAUGAUUUGAGGUUUUCCGAACGAGCAUUGGCUUGUGCCUUGAAGUUGUUACCAUUUAGCGAUCUCACAUCAUUAAACAUGCUUAAAGAAGAACCAGUCCUUGACUGCUUCCUUUCACUCUUCUACAGAGGCAAUGUGAACAUCAAGAGGUACUUGUGCCAUAUUGUUGAGGUAAUUUCUUCAUCCUUGGAAACACAACAGGUUUCUAUUAUGCUAGGAAAAUCAACCAAGUUGCAGCAAGAACUUCUCAAUCUUUUGGCUGAAACUUCUGAAGCUUCUGAAGCUGGAAUCAAGGCCAUUUCAGCACAAUCUUGUUUGGAAACAACUAGAGAAAAUUUGGUAAGAGAAGGUGCAGUUGAAAAGCUAAUAGCAUAUAUCCUGGAAUCCGAAAAAUAUCAAAGGAAAUUAGCCCCAACAGCAAUAGCAACAAUCGAAAGGCUCUUGGUGGUGGAGAGUGCCAAAGAAGUAGUCAUCAGUAAUCCUAGUUGUGUCAGAGCUCUAGUCAAGAUGGUUUUCAGAGUAUCAGAUCAUCAAGGAAGUGAGAGUGCUGUGAAUUCAUUAUUAGCCUUGUGUUGUGAUUCUAAUCAUGCCAGGGAAGAAGCAAUCUCUGCAGGUGUCUUGACUCAGCUGCUUUUACUCCUUCAGAGCCAGUGUAGUGGGAGGACCAAGGCCAAGGCAAGAAUGUUGCUCAAGUUGCUAAAUUCCACUUGGGUUGAACAACCAAAAGAGGCUGCUAGCCCCUAGUUGGUGCCUCAGGUGGAAAAGUUCCAGAAGCUGUAUUAUACAAUCUAUUUGAGCCAAAAAUGGUGAAUUAGUUUAAGAUGUACAUUAUUUGUCCAAAUACACAUUCCAAGAAAAAAAAAACAAUAAAAAGAACCCAAGCAACCAAGCAUGCCUUGUAUUGGUUUAUAGCUUGAUGUCCAAGAGGGAAUUCUUU
This is a messenger RNA of Coffea eugenioides, 1516 nucleotides long. RefSeq names its product U-box domain-containing protein 26-like. The record is from RefSeq and is a predicted model, not a curated record. Gene Ontology annotation, molecular function: ubiquitin protein ligase activity. NCBI's taxonomy places the organism in Eukaryota, Viridiplantae, Streptophyta, Magnoliopsida, Gentianales, Rubiaceae. Gene Ontology annotation, biological process: protein ubiquitination. Bases 1 to 1323 code for a protein of 440 amino acids. The transcript is spliced from 2 exons.